Molecule: messenger RNA, 586 nt
Organism: Rhizophagus irregularis DAOM 181602=DAOM 197198
Lineage: Eukaryota; Fungi; Glomeromycota; Glomeromycetes; Glomerales; Glomeraceae
Molecular function (GO): protein binding
Source: RefSeq, a predicted model, not a curated record
AAAGAACUCUCUAAUUCCAUAUAAGGAAGAAAUUGUUUGCAAUUUAAUCUUAGUUCGUAUACUUUACUAUCGAAAUAUUCCUCGAAAACACUUUCGCAAACAACCAUAUCCAAUGAGAGCUCCAGAUUCGUCUGGUGAUGGUUUUGUUUAUCGUAUCAAUAUUUAUGAAAUCUAUGCGAAGAAUCCCACUCUCCUCUUAACCGAAAAUGACUCUCAUAAUAAUCAAAAACCACAAAAUAUAAACACUCUAAACGAAAUCGUCAAAGAAAUCGACCAAAUGCCUAUUAACCAUCAGAAUUUGAAUUACAAAAACCCUCGAAUUUUUUGGGAUAGGACCAAAUCGAUGGAUAUUUCUCAAGAAGCUGGUUUUAAUCUCUUACAUGAGAAAGAAAAAACAUUAUGUUCUAAACUGAGAUUAACUCCAUCCAUAUAUUUAAAAGCUAAAUAUAAUAUUCUGAAAGCAGCUCAAAAACACAAAAUGGAAGGUAAAGAAUUUAAAAAGAGCGAUGCUCAGAAGGCUGUUAAUUUCAAUGUCAACAAAGCAUCUGUCUUGUGGAAUUUUUUUAGUCAAUUAAAAUGGGUGUAA